This is a messenger RNA of Poecilia latipinna (sailfin molly), 1388 nucleotides long. RefSeq names its product citrate lyase beta like (gene clybl). NCBI's taxonomy places the organism in Eukaryota, Metazoa, Chordata, Actinopteri, Cyprinodontiformes, Poeciliidae. Gene Ontology annotation, biological process: regulation of cobalamin catabolic process. The record is from RefSeq and is a predicted model, not a curated record. Bases 24 to 299 code for a protein of 91 amino acids. The transcript has 3 exons. Gene Ontology annotation, molecular function: (S)-citramalyl-CoA lyase activity.
UGCCUCAUGCGUCACAGAAAAACAUGGCGGCGCACAUUGUCAGAGCUGUGAGACGUCUUCCUGCACAGACGAACGGCUGGCUCCCGCCUGCAGUCUGGCAGUUGUAUACCCAAGCAUGCUGUCAUCACCAUCAGUCUCCCGGCUCCUCGCUGCGCUACAUCCCCCGUAGGGCAGUUCUCUACUGCCCUGGCAAUGAUGAACGAAAAUUGAAGAAACUGGCCUUGCUGGAUGUUGACUGCGCCGUUCUGGACUGUGAGGAUGGCGUGGCCCUCACCAAAAAGACAGGUGCUUGCUCUUAAUCACUGAAAAGGAAAACUACCUAAGUGAGAUGUUUAAAACGAGCACAUUUCACCCCAUUGUGCUUGCAGAAAAGCCCCGGGUGCCCCCCCCGCCCCCCCUCAUCAGCCUUUUAAAGCAAGGUGACCACGUCCCACUGGGUGAGCAGUGGGAAAGCGCCAGAUGCAGCAGGUUAAAAGCAUUCUCCUCCGGCCCACUCAACCUCCCCAUUGGCCCGGCUGAACUGCCCAUGAAAUCGUGAUUGGAGCGCAGGAUAAAGAGGCAGCCCAGGCAAAAAAAGUUAAACAACAAAGGUUUUUAAGUCAUGAUAAUAAAGAUGAUUGAUAUGGCUGGAGGCUGUUCCUGUAGCAGACAAAGACAAUAAGCUGAUGGCCUGUGUGACUGACAGGCCAGAAACUGUGACCCUGCGCUGGUGGAUCUCAGAGCUUCUGUCUUUAUAAUGUGUUGAAGGGGGGAAACGUGGAGGAGAAUGCAGCACAGAAGGCGCCAUGCAGGCUAGUGGAAAAAGUCUGAGGCUGGACUCCUGCCAAAACCGCUCCGGUCCAACCUACAUAUUUCGCACACUAUAGCCCACACUGGCCAAUCACUGUAUAUCCGACUGGAUUUGGUGGGAAUUAUUAUAUAUUUUGAAUAAGACAUGAAUGAUUUUUCUGAAAAGCCUUUUUUUUUUUCUUUUUUUUUAUGUCAGCGAUUAGCUGGUGGGUUGCACUUGUCACCCUGACAUGUGCUGUUGCAAUUGAAGACAAAAAUGCAUUAGCAACAGGGUAGAACCAUUCCUUUUAAGAUGGAAAAUAAUGUUCCUCAGCAGGUUUACCACUCCGUCUUCCACAUGCAGCCCUCUGAGUAAUGCACAUCAAAAUACCAACACUAACUUCAGGAAAAUUGCAUUCUACAUCAGUGGUUUUUCUACCCAAUAAUCCCUUUACUUCCUCCUUUUCUCAUUUUUAAACAUCAGCACAGCACAGGGUUUUGCCACCGCAUUGCUAUUCGCCGUGUUAGCUUUCAGCUCGGUGUGGAAUGCUUCAGAGCUACAGUAUGUUUUCUUUGUUGUGCUGUAAUUUGCUCCAUAAAUAAAUUUGCCUUCCCCGCUG